Topomyia yanbarensis is the source of this 2714-nucleotide messenger RNA. RefSeq names its product serine/threonine-protein kinase TBK1 (gene IKKepsilon). The coding region runs from base 272 to 2473 and encodes 733 amino acids. NCBI's taxonomy places the organism in Eukaryota, Metazoa, Arthropoda, Insecta, Diptera, Culicidae. The record is from RefSeq and is a predicted model, not a curated record. Gene Ontology annotation, cellular component: cytoplasm. Gene Ontology annotation, biological process: peptidyl-serine phosphorylation. The transcript is spliced from 5 exons. Gene Ontology annotation, molecular function: ATP binding; protein serine/threonine kinase activity.
UUAUUUAUUCAAUGAAAAAAGUCCAAAUUAUUUGUAUCAGUUGCAGCGACUUAUCAGAGUUAUUAUGCUACCUUUUAAUUAAUUAAGCGAGUUGCCUAUGCAGUAAUCGAAUUAGUGAAUGUUAGCAAGGAGGUUUUUUUGUUCCUCCAGAUUGUUUGCGUGCUAUGUUUCAAAGCAUAAAAGAAGUAUAAGUGUACAAAAGUAAUUUUUGCCAGCGAAACAUCUUUGAUUUGCCAAGAAAAAAUCUCCAUUCCCGUUAUUGCCGACAAACAUGAAUUCCUUUCUGCGUGGCUCGACAAAUUACGUUUGGUGUACGACCAGUGUCCUGGGCAAAGGAGCAACAGGUGCAGUCUUCCAGGGGGUCAACAAGCACAAUGGGGAACCCGUUGCAGUGAAAACAUUCAACCAGCUUAGCCACAUGCGACCUCACGAUGUCCAGAUGCGAGAGUUCGAAGUGCUCCGCAAAGUGAAACAUAACAAUAUUGUCAAGUUGCUGGAUAUCGAAGAUGAUCAGGAGGGCCGCGGGAAAGUAAUCGUAAUGGAGCUGUGCACAGGAGGGAGCCUCUUUAACAUACUGGAUGACCCUGAAAACACGUACGGAUUGCCACAGAGAGAGUUUCUGCUGGUUUUGGAGCAUCUCUCCGCUGGAAUGAAACAUUUGCGAGAUAACAAUCUUGUGCACAGGGAUUUGAAGCCAGGAAACAUAAUGAAAUACAUUUCCGAGGACGGUCAAACUAUUUACAAGUUGACGGACUUUGGGGCGGCGCGAGAACUGGAGGAGAAUCAACAAUUUGUUUCAUUGUAUGGUACGGAAGAGUACCUCCAUCCGGAUAUGUACGAGAGGGCCGUCCUGAGAAAAUCAAUCAACAGAAGCUUCACGGCGAAUGUAGAUUUGUGGUCAAUAGGAGUUACGUUGUAUCAUGUUGCUACAGGGAACCUGCCCUUUCGUCCUUACGGUGGACGUAAAAAUAAGGAAACGAUGCAUCAUAUAACCACUAAAAAGGCCCCGGGAGUUAUAUCCGGUACACAAACCAGUGAAAACGGCCCCAUUGAUUGGUGUCGGCAUUUGCCCGCGCACUGUCAGCUGAAGGCAGGGUUGAAGUAUCUUGUCACACCAUUACUUGCUGGUUUGUUGGAGGAGAAUCAAAAGCGGAUGUGGUCUUUUGAUAGGUUCUUCUAUGAAGUGCAGCAUAUUUUGAACAAGAAAAUGUUGCACAUUUUCUACGCAAAUCGAGCAGCCUCUAUCGAAGUCUACAUGGACCCAGAGGAAACCUGCUUCAAUCUGAAGGAGCACAUUUUCGUGCAGACUGAUGUGCCGCACAGCUCGCAGCUGUUGCUGAUGGAAUCGGAGUUGUUCGAGCUUAAAGUUGGCACAAAUAGUAGUGCACGAGGGUAUGCAGCAACCGAAGCGAAUAAUCCCCUGAUGCUGUUCAAUAUCGAAAACAAUAACGUAACACUUCCCGUCGAGCUGGAUUUGCCCAAAUUUCCAUCGUUCCCCAGCGGUGUGUCGGUUGAAAAUGACGCCAGUCUAGCGAAGGUUGCCUGCAGCGUUGGACAUGAGUGCAAACGACGGAUGGAGACUUUUUCCAGCUUGGAUUCACUGAUGAGCAAGGCAGUGGAACAAUUUGCGGGACUGCUAAAGAACCUGCUUGUCAAGCUGCAUGAACGCGUUCAACACUUGGAAGAUAUCGGUAAUUCUGUGUGGGAAAUAGCCGAUUUGGUCGAAAUAUGUGUGCUGAAUAACGAUUCCUACCAGGACAAAGCCACAUCAAUCAGUACCGAACUGAACGGUCUAAAGGCAGCCUUCCAGCGUGUUUCGGAUCCGGUUCAACAGCUUCACAAUCGCUUCGUCGUGGAGGAAUCACUGAGCCGGGAUUGGAAUACUGCCUAUCGGGAUCUGCGCAGCCCAAACAAACACCGAGUUAACGAGAAAGCAAAGUAUUUGGUGGACCGCUUGCGUGAUUCCUGGCAGCAUCUACUGCGGGAUCGUGCAACCCGCUCGUUAACUUACAAUGACGAACAGUUUCACGCACUGGAAAAGAUUAAGAUUACGGAAACUGGUAAGCGGGUGAAAUCGCUGUUGAAUGACGAUGUGCGACCAGCGGUUGAGCUGGAGGCCGAAUGCUUGGCCGAUUGGUACAAGAAGGCACAGACGAUUUUCCUACAGACACAGUUUCUGCAUAAGGAUGUCGUUACUCACGAGGAAAUGCUGUACGACAUCCGGGACCGGUUGGUUCAGAUCAAAGAAGAUUUGAAGGAGGACAUCAAAAACGAUGGAGAGGUUUCCAAGAUUGCAAAUGAGACCACGGUUGCCGAGCAGAACCUAGAAUGCAUGAAGAAAUCUAAGGAAAUGCAGUGUUACUUAAAGAUCCUGUUGAACUAUCAGCGUGAAAUCAAUAAGAUUCUUCAACAGAACAAAGAACUUGUGGAAGCUGUUCAUCAGUUGUCAGUAAACGGUGACGAAUCAGCGUAAAUUUCGGGCUAGUUAUAAGCGAACUUGCUGAUAGUAUUGAAAGAAGACUCGUGAUUAAAACAAUGUUUUUUUAUAUAUAAAAAAUUGUAUGUUGUACUCAGAAAUUACUUGGAUUGGCAUAUAUACAUACAGAACAAUAUCUUUUAAUUCCUUUUUUUGUUCCUUAUAAAUAUUACUAUUAUCAAGAAUGUUAUUAAUAGAACCAGGCGAUUAUGUACACUUUGAGAUAUAUCUUAAUGCA